AUGGCGCAAAACGACCCAGAUGAAAGGCUGGUCUAUCUGGCUUGCCAGCAUAUUUUCCGUGGCUCCCACUCCCACGUCCGAAGAUUAAAAGUGAUCAGGAGCUUGAUUCAAGAAAACAAGCCUUCACUCGCAGAUAUUUUGCGGGAAUAUAAUAUCGAUCGGACUAUAAAUGUCGCGAAAAGGUUGCUUGAGGAUCAAGUUUUUGACGAUACUUUGAAAGCCAAGAUACGAUUCCCGGAAUUGUUUGAUGUAUCACCAACUCAAAACGCCGAGAGAGAAGCUUCAGAGGCAGAGGCGGCGAGAAGUGAAGCAAGUGCGGUAAGGGAGAUCUCCGAAAGGGAAGCCUCUAGAGACAUCGAUAUCGUUUCUCAAGCAAAACCAGAUAAUGAGGGGGACAGGAAAACAGAGAAAUCACACUUGGGAGCAAAUUCAGAUAUCAAUAAAGGCAUUCCGUCGCUAUACCCAGUAUACAUACAGUAUCGAUGUCAACAUCUUAUCACAACCACGAUACAAAACCUACUCGAAGAGAGUUGUUUUGAGUUCGCUCAGCAGCAUUUCCCUCACAUUUUGGCAAUAAAAGGCUGGGAUUGCCCCGAGGCAGUAGAACUGACAGAAUGGACGAAGCUCAUCGCUCGACAUUCUCCACAGCCGGUGAAAGGCACAAAUAAACCAAUCGACGAAUUAUUUGGCCUUCUUCAUGAGUUACGACACUCUGCAGUCCACAGACUUCGAAAGACCGCGAAUGGUAUCGAACGACUUGCCGAAAAUGCACAGCUUUUUCUUGAAGCUUUGGAUGAUUCAUUUCGUUCAGAAAAAGUUUCCGUGCUUCGAAGGGAGCUGAAAGGCGCAAUUGAAGAGCUCAAGCGCAAUAAGGAUCUCUUAGAAGGGAAACUAAAUACACAACUCAAGAAUAUACAAAGAAAGCGAGCCGAAUUGGAUAUGUGUGAAAAAACUGCAAUCGAAUCUAUGGGUCUCGAUGAUCAACAAUGUCAGAACGAUGUCGGUGAAGAGUUGAAUGGCGCCGUUCGAAAUUUGAUGUCAAACGAAACACAAAAUGCGAAAGGGAAGGGAAAGUUGUUUUCUAUAGACCAAGGGUUGUCUCAAUCGGAAGACGAUUUCCCCGAGGCGGAUUUAACAAUAUAUAGCCGGGAACUCGACUAG
This is a messenger RNA of Penicillium canescens, 1161 nucleotides long. RefSeq lists its product as uncharacterized. The transcript has 2 exons. The record is from RefSeq and is a predicted model, not a curated record. Lineage: Eukaryota; Fungi; Ascomycota; Eurotiomycetes; Eurotiales; Aspergillaceae. The coding region runs from base 1 to 1161 and encodes 386 amino acids.